GUGUGAAGAUAUGUCAAGAAAAAGUGAAAUGUCAGAAGAACUUGAAGGCAAAGUAUUGGAUUCUCUAAUAAAUAUGCCGUUUGCUACGAUAGAUAUUAAAGAUGAUUAUGAAAUCACUGAUAUACCACAAGUAAAUUCGAAGAGAAGUAAAGAAAAUGAAUUGAUCAAGAGUGAUCAAAUAAAGAAGAGGAAAAAAAAAAAGCAGAAAGAUUAUCAACCAAACUAUUUCCUAUCCAUUCCAAUCACCAACAAAAAGAUUACCGGAGGAAUUAAAAUCCUGCAAAAUGCAAUAAUACAACAAGAUGAGCGACUGGCCAAAGCAAUGGUUGGUGAUGGCUCCUUUCAUAGUACCCUGCUGGUGAUGCAGUUACUAAAUGAAGAUGAAGUCAUCACUGGUAUUGAUGCACUCUUGGAAUUAAAGCCAUCCAUAGAGGAAAUCCUCAAAGGGAAACACUUGAUCUUGCCCUUCCAGGGGAUUGACACCUUCGGAAGUCAGGUUGGCUUUGUGAAGCUGGCAGAAGGAGAUCACAUCAAGCCGCUCCUGGAGAUAGCAGAGGCUGCAAAAAGAACUUUUCAAGAAAAAGGCAUCCUGGCAGGAGAAAACAGAAGUUUCAAGCCUCACUUGACCUUCAUGAAACUGUCAAAAGCACCAGUGCUCCGGAAGAAAGGAGUGAAAAAAAUAGAGCUUGGAUUGUAUGAAAAAUUUAUCAACCACAGAUUUGGAGAAGAAAUGUUCUACCGCAUAGACCUGUGCUCCAUGUUGAAGGAGAAGUGAAGUGAUGGCUACUUCCACUGUGAGUCUUCAGUCGUGAUUGGCAAGAAACCAAUUGGAAACCAAGACUUAAUUCAUGAAGCUUUACA
This is a messenger RNA of Jaculus jaculus (lesser Egyptian jerboa), 861 nucleotides long. RefSeq names its product A-kinase anchor protein 7-like. The record is from RefSeq and is a predicted model, not a curated record. Lineage: Eukaryota; Metazoa; Chordata; Mammalia; Rodentia; Dipodidae. The transcript has a single exon. The coding region runs from base 11 to 775 and encodes 254 amino acids. Gene Ontology annotation, molecular function: protein kinase A regulatory subunit binding. Gene Ontology annotation, cellular component: cytosol.